Molecule: messenger RNA, 1494 nt
Organism: Mucor velutinosus
Lineage: Eukaryota; Fungi; Mucoromycota; Mucoromycetes; Mucorales; Mucoraceae
Exons: 7
Coding region: 1-1494 (497 amino acids)
Biological process (GO): DNA replication, synthesis of primer; DNA replication initiation
Cellular component (GO): alpha DNA polymerase:primase complex
Source: RefSeq, a predicted model, not a curated record
AUGCUCAAACACAAAGGCAAGGGAAUCAAUCGAUUUGCGGCUGCUGCCAAUGCUGCAAAAACUGGAAGAUCUGUCUAUGCUGAUGAUGGUGCCAACUACAACCUACAAGCUGAAUAUCCCUAUCGAGUCAACUUUUACUUGCGUCCACCACCCUCAGAAAUCACCAUUGAAGAGUUCGAGACGUUUGCCCUGGAUCGUCUUCAAGUGCUGAGGGCUAUUGAAACUGCCACUGUGCGCAACAGAGACAUCAAGACUGAAAUUGCAAAACCGAUUGACGAGUACUUGCCUCUCAAAUCCAACAUGUCAAAAUCCGAUACACUUUACGAGGAGAGACGCAAAGAUCACAUCAGUCAUUUUGUUUUGCGAAUGGCUUACUGCAGAAGCGAUGAUCUGCGUGAUUGGUUUGUAAAGCAGGAGACAGCAUUGUUCAAAUAUAGAUUCGAGCAAGAAUCACUGGAGGAAAAGAAGAACUUUUUAAGGCACCUGAACCUGAAUUGGAAGAUUCUUUCAAACGAAGAAAAGGAAGAGAUCCGAGAGGAAUUGGAGAUUUGCUCAAGACCUCGACAAACAGCAACCGCGCAAGCUGUGCAAGACUAUGUGAAUUCAGAGACCUUUUUCGAGGUUGAUUUUUUCAAAGUGCCCUCAAUGGUAGCAAGCCGAUCCGUUUAUGUGAGAAGAGGAAAGGCGUAUGUUCCUAUGGCCGAUCAGAUCAAUCUUGUCAUGGUAGAGUUCAAAAAUCACUUGAUCAGAGCAUUGGAGGCAACGAGUAAAUUGCUACCAAGAAUGGAGGAAGAUGACAGAUUGAAGCCAAUCUUGCUCAACGUUGAAAAGCAAUACAUUGGAAGAAGCUACGAUGACAUAGGUGAUGCAACAGGGUCUAUCACAGCAAAGGAAGUCGAUUCAUUUAUUCAUCAUCAUGCACCCUUGUGUAUGCGCAAUUUGCACGAUUCCUUACGAGCUGACAAACAUCUCAAGCACGGAGGCAGACUUCAAUAUGGCCUAUUCUUGAAGGGCAUCGGACUGAGUGUGGAACAGGCUUUGAUCUUUUGGAGACAGGCCUUUGCCAACAUCACAGACGACAAAUUCCAGAAAGAAUAUGCUUACAACAUUCGAUACAAUUACGGCCUUGAAGGCAAACGAGUCAAUUUUAAACCAUACAGCUGCUCAAAGAUCAUCACAAGCAACCCUCCUUCGACUGGCGAAAACCAUGGCUGUCCGUUCCGCCACUUUUCACCUGGCAAUCUCGAAGCUAGAUUACGUAGAGACAACAUCAAUGGAGCUCAUGUGGACGAAAUCUUGGAUCUUGUUCGCAACAAACAUUAUCAAUUGGCAUGCACAAAGCACUUUGAAGUGACUCAUCCUCAAAACAAGGAAAAAAUUGACAAUAUCGAGCAUCCAAAUACAUACUACGAACUGAGCAAACGUCUGGCAGAGAAGGAUAAGACGUCUGAGGGAGAAGCAUUAGCGGAUGAAUCCAUGGAAAUUGAUGCUUAA